GAGACUCAUGUCUCAUUCAGAGCAGCUCUGCAGAGCAGCAGAUCAGCGGGACCAUGGCGGGAUCCCCAGACCAGGAGGGCUUCUUCAACCUCCUGAGCCACGUGCAGGGUGACCGGAUGGAGGGACAGCGCUGCUCACUGCAGGCUGAGCCAGGCCAGACCGCCAAGAACGAGAGCGACCCUGCACCCGAGAUGGACAGCUUCAUGGACAUGGUGGCUAACACCCAGGGCCGCCGCAUGGAUGACCAGCGUGUGACAAUCAGCAACCUGCCUGGCUUCCAGCCCGUGGGCUACAAGGACGGAGUUCAGAAACGAUCUGGGACCCUCAGCCCCCAACCCCUGCUCACCCCUCAGGACCCGACUGCUCUGGGCUUCCGUCGGAACAGCAGUCCUCAGCCCCAGACACAAGCCCCCUGAGGGUCUGAGUCAUCCUGGGUCCCACUGGGCCCCCGAAAACAGACAAUAAAACACUU
Molecule: messenger RNA, 472 nt
Organism: Carlito syrichta (Philippine tarsier)
Lineage: Eukaryota; Metazoa; Chordata; Mammalia; Primates; Tarsiidae
Gene: PCP2
Product: Purkinje cell protein 2
Exons: 4
Coding region: 54-416 (120 amino acids)
Molecular function (GO): guanyl-nucleotide exchange factor activity; protein binding
Source: RefSeq, a predicted model, not a curated record